Messenger RNA from Biomphalaria glabrata, 556 nucleotides. Its product is annotated as 40S ribosomal protein S25-like. NCBI's taxonomy places the organism in Eukaryota, Metazoa, Mollusca, Gastropoda, Planorbidae. Bases 142 to 516 code for a protein of 124 amino acids. Gene Ontology annotation, cellular component: cytosolic small ribosomal subunit. Gene Ontology annotation, molecular function: structural constituent of ribosome. The transcript has 4 exons. The record is from RefSeq and is a predicted model, not a curated record.
CGUCUGUAAUUUAUAAGAUAUGAUAAUAAUUCUAAUUGUUGAGAGAAAAAAAGAAUAUGGCUUUAGUUGUUGAAGCAUUUUACCUGGCCAUUCUCGCUCGAAGCGCCGUCUACAUCCUCCUUUCUGUUUCCGACCAGCAUCAUGGGUGCUAAGAAGGCGGAGGCCAAAGCAGCGAAGGCUGCUAAAACUACUGCAGGCAAACCUAAAAAGGAAGGUUCCGGCGGUAAAGCUAAAAAGAAGAAGUGGUCCAAAGGAAAAGUCCGCGAUAAACUCAACAAUUUGAUCCUUUUUGACAAGGCAACUUAUGAUAAACUGUACAAAGAAGUUCCCAGCUAUAAACUCAUUACCCCUUCAGUGGUUUCUGAAAGGUUAAAGGUCAGAGGAUCACUUGCAAAGCAGGCCCUCAGAGAGUUGCAUUCAAAAGGUUUGAUUCGUCUCAUAUCCAAACAUGCUUCUCAAAUGAUCUACACAAGAGCAACCAAAGGAGACAAAGAAGAUGAAAAAGAUGAAAAGUAGAUUGUUUUUUCUUAUCUAAUAAAAAGCGAAACCAUACAAA